AAACUUUUGCGCGAGAAUAUUAAGGGUAUCACAAAACCGGCUAUUCGCAGACUUGCCCGUCGUGGUGGUGUAAAACGAAUAUCAGCGGGCAUAUAUGAAAAUGCGCGUAGCGCUUUAAAAGAUUUCUUGACAGAUGUUCUUCGGGAUACAGUUUCUUAUGUUGAAUAUGAACGAAAGAAAACUGUUACUGUAAUGGAGAUAUUAUUGGCUCUUAAGAGACGGGGGAGAACAAUUUACGUACAAAGACAGAUUAAUCUUUAUGAAACUGAAGAUAUUAGUUUGAGUCUAUUAAAACAAAAUAUUUCUUCCUCAAGAACAAGUUUUGCUGUCUAUGUUGAUAAUGACUACCACUUCGAUUCAUUAGGACUCGUACCACCACCACUUAAAAAACAAAAGCCUAAACAAAUCGCUACUAAUAUGAGAGUGGUAAUUGAUUUGUCUUUCGAUUCACUGAUGACUGACAUGGAAAUUACAUCCGUAUCUUCACAAUUGACUCGUUGUUAUGCUGCAAAUCGGUCUACUUCGCGUCCCGUAAAUUUAUUUUUUACUUCAUACGGUCAACGUAUUCAAAAUCGUUUCGAUACAAAAAUCCAGAGUCAUACAAAUUGGAAAGAUGUGGUAUUUGAUACUAAGUCAUAUUUAGAACGUUUCGAUAAAAAUGAUUUGGUGUAUUUGACUGCUGAUGCUACCGAUGUGGUAGAUGAAUUAAAUGAAAAUAAAGUUUACGUAAUUGGUGGAAUAGUAGAUAAGAACAGGCAUAAAAAUCUUUGUUAUGAUAAGGCAAAAGAAGAAAAUAUUGCAACUGCUCAAUUACCCAUCGAAAAUUGUAUUAAAUUGACCACAAGAAAGGUGCUCGCGAUUAAUCAUGAAUGUAAAGAUUGGCAAAAAGCUUUUCUGGAAGUGAUACCUCAAAGGAAAUUCAAUGAUGAAGGAAAGAAAAAAAGGAGGAUAAGAAAAGAUACCGGUACUAUUGACUUAAAGGGUGAUAUUCCCGAUACCGUGCAAAAUGGUCUCGUGAAAGAAUAUGAAUCUUCUGAACAAGU
Racocetra persica is the source of this 1043-nucleotide messenger RNA. Lineage: Eukaryota; Fungi; Glomeromycota; Glomeromycetes; Diversisporales; Gigasporaceae. The record is from the annotation of a GenBank genome assembly.